This is a messenger RNA of Eurytemora carolleeae, 1010 nucleotides long. RefSeq lists its product as uncharacterized. The record is from RefSeq and is a predicted model, not a curated record. NCBI's taxonomy places the organism in Eukaryota, Metazoa, Arthropoda, Copepoda, Calanoida, Temoridae.
UUUUAGAAAGGAACCUAAUACCAGGAAUACACAAGAUGUAAGCCAGCCAAACUACACCUCAGCAAGCAGAUAUCUGACACCCAGUCUUAGCCUUCGCUCUAUGGGGGAGAUCGAUCUUCCCACACAGGGAGAAAUUGACAUGACAAAGGUGGAUGUAUCUGCUCUUGACUUUGCAGGCUCUGAUCAGUCCCACGAUUUUAGGAGUUAUCAGGGAUACAGAACAUUACAGGUUUUGCCCCGAAGUCCAGUUCCAGUGCGACUCUAUCUCAGUGGAUCAAGAAUUGGUCAGGCCAGCAUCUGUGACAUCAAAGAUAUUGCUAAGAGAGCUAAGAGUAUUUCUUCUCACAAUGUGGACUGGAGCAAACUACCAUAGACGUUCUAUAUUCUUGAAACCCUUCAAAAUUCAGUUCAAUCAAAGACUUCAGAAGCUUUUCAAUUGUAUUUUCCAAAUAUUGACCUAAGUUCUUAAAAGGUUGUACAAUAUCAUUAUAAGUUUUGUCUGAUCUUUUCUCAAAGCUCAUCAAUGCUGAGUCCUUGCAAUCUAAUUUCUAUUUGAAAUCCUGAAUAUUGAAUUAAAUCUUAACUCUAAAAAAAUUGAUUUCCAUAACUUUAGAAAAUUAUUUUUAUUCAAUUUGAGGGAAAUUAUCACUCUUAAUAUUUUCUGCUGUAGGGAAAUAAAGGAACUUUGUCAGCCUACGAAAAAAGUAACCUUUUCGCUCUACAAUUAAAAUUUCAAAAUUGAGUCGCCCUACAACAAUAAAGUAACUUUAUCGACCUUCUUUAUACAAUAAGUGGAGUAAGAUUUAAUAAAACUAUACUUAUAUAAUUGCAAUUACAAGUAAUCUUUCAAAACUUGAAAUAAAUGGUCAAAUGUUAUUUCUCUUCUUUGUUAACAUCAUUGUGAUGUUCAAUGGUUUGUGAUUAUUUAGUAACUCUAACAUGUUUAGAUUUUACCUUUAUUGAUAAAAUAUUAUUUUAAUGUUGCUCAUAAUUUGUUUGAUUUUAGAAAA